AUUUAAUCAACGCACUUUGCUUAUCACCCAGUGUUGAUUCAGGACGUCGCUUUAAUUGUUAUAGUAAUGAAUUGUGUGUCUCAUAGCAGAUGUUUGACCAUCAUUUCAGAAACGUUCUCUCGUACUGAAUACAUCUAUUAUUUCAUGAAUCGAAAGUAGAAUUCAUAAUCGAUGCAAUCGCGUGUAUUACAGUAAACAACGAAUUUGAAAUGGAAACGAGAAGACGAAGAGAAGUGAAUGGAGAUAAACAGAAUAAACAAGUUGGCAGGUAUAAAUCGAAAGUUUCGACGACUAGUCCUGGAUUUCAUUAUGAUAUUUGGUUGUUAUUAGCUCUUGAAAACUGGAUAUUUGACUUCGGCAGACCCAUUGCAGCAACAUUUGUUCCUUUGGAAUGGUCUCCGCUGAAUCGUAUGAGUAUAGGAGAUUAUUUUCAUAUGGCAUACAACGUUAUAACGCCAUUUUGUCUGCUGAAGCUAAUAGAAAGAAGUCCAAGGAAAAUACCUUCCACUAUUACCUAUAUCAUUGUAAUAUUUUUUGUAAUGGGCGCCAGUAUACAUUUAGUAGGUGAUUCAAUUGGUCAUCGCUUGGCAUUUGCUGGUUAUCAACAUCAUUUAUCAGUUCGAGAUAAUCCCAUAAUGAUAAAUCUGAAACCACAAGAACUAGUUGAUUCGUUCGAACUUUUGUAUUCCUACGACGAAGUUAUAGGACAUCUUAUGUGGUAUAUUCCAUUCUUCUUGAGUCUGCUUCUGUACUUUCUUGGAUCUUUCCAAAUCAAAUCAUUCAGUGAGAAAUCUAGAAUUAGUCCAUCCAUUUAUUUGUUAUUGAUAAUCAGUGCUGUUUAUUAUUGGUAUCUGGUUACAGAAGGACAGAUAUUUGUGGUAUAUAUAUUUACUUAUUUCGCUAUGUUGUUAUCAAUAGUAUAUCACUAUAAUCAGGGGAAAUAUCCGGACAUUAAUGGUUUAUUUCUAUUCUAUACCUUUACACUAACUAAUAUUUUAAUUGUGGUCUGGGUCGGUGCGCUGUGGAAUAAUGACGUCAUGAGGAAGAAAUACCCCGGUAUUAUAUAUAUCCCCGAACCUUGGUCUUUAUAUUUUUAUUAUUACUCUGAGUAAAUAUGUUUUGUUCAU
Messenger RNA from Lottia gigantea (owl limpet), 1127 nucleotides. RefSeq lists its product as hypothetical. The transcript is spliced from 7 exons. Bases 210 to 1112 code for a protein of 300 amino acids. The record is from RefSeq and is a predicted model, not a curated record. NCBI's taxonomy places the organism in Eukaryota, Metazoa, Mollusca, Gastropoda, Lottiidae.